Messenger RNA from Acanthosepion pharaonis, 927 nucleotides. The record is from the annotation of a GenBank genome assembly. Lineage: Eukaryota; Metazoa; Mollusca; Cephalopoda; Sepiida; Sepiidae.
AUGCAAGGAACAUUGUUUUUAACUGUAGACUUUUCUCGGAGUCGGCUUGGCAUAUCUAAAACAGAGAUAAGCCAAAAGUGUAAUCUAUCUAUCUAUCUAUCUAUCUAUCUAUCUAUCUAUCUAUCUAUCUAUCUAUGUGUGGCAAAUCGAAAUCGGAUCAGUAAAGACAACCCAAUCAUCAGGCUUUCCUCCCCCGACCCCCAAGAAAAAGAUGAAUGUACCCCAUCGGCUGAUGAGAUUAUGAUGUCUCCUUUCUUGAAUCCAAAUGAGCGCAAGAAGGCGUUGUCGCAUUCCGAGUUUACGUUUACUGAUUUACAAUCCCUUGUAAUCUAUCUAUCUAUCUAUCUAUCUAUCUAUCUAUCUAUCUAUCUAUCUAUCUAUCUAUUCCUUUUGUUCCUAUCUAUCUAUCUAUCUAUCUAUCUAUCUAUCUAUCUAUCUAUCUAUCUAUCUAUCCCUGUCUGUUCUUAUCUAUCUAUCUAUCUCAGUUUGUUCCUUCUUCCUAUCUAUCUAUCUAUCUAUCUAUCUAUCUAUCUAUCUAUCUAUCUAUCUAUCUAUCUAUCCCUGUCUGUUCCUAUCUAUCUAUCUAUCCCAGUUUGUUCCUUCCUAUCUAUCUAUCUAUCUAUCUAUCUAUCUAUCUAUCUAUCUAUCUAUCUAUCUAUCUAUCUAUCCCUGUCUGUUCCUAUCUAUCUAUGUAUCCCAGUUUGUUCCUAUCUAUCUAUCUAUCUAUCUAUCUAUCUAUCUAUCUAUCUAUCUAUCUAUCUAUCUAUUCCUGUCUGUUCCUAUCUAUCUAUCUAUCUAUCUAUCCCAGUUUGUUCCUAUGUAUCUAUCUAUCUAUCCCAGUUUGUUCCUAUCUAUCUAUCUAUCUAUCUAUCUAUCUAUCUAUCUAUCUAUCUAUCUAUCUAUCUCAGAAUAAGGUGCCUACCAUAA